Molecule: messenger RNA, 2370 nt
Organism: Ostrinia furnacalis (Asian corn borer)
Lineage: Eukaryota; Metazoa; Arthropoda; Insecta; Lepidoptera; Crambidae
Product: DDB1- and CUL4-associated factor 8
Exons: 6
Cellular component (GO): cytoplasm; Cul4-RING E3 ubiquitin ligase complex
Molecular function (GO): protein binding
Source: RefSeq, a predicted model, not a curated record
UGUAUCCAGGUGCGCCUGGUGCAAUGCCCGCCGAGCGGCGGCGCGGCGGCGCGUCGGCGGCUCGCGGGACACUCGCGCGCGGCGCACAAGCUGCACGUGUGCGCCGCCGAGCCGCACCUCGUGACGUCGGCCGGCGAGGACGGCAUCGUCAUGCAGUGCGACGUGCGCGCCGAGCACGUGGCCAGGCUCUUCCACGUUCGCGAGCGCGGCACGACUGUCCCGUUAUACAGCGUGAGCGGGCACCCGCUGGACGGGCAGCGGCUGGUGGUGGCGGGCCGCGACAAGUUCGUGCGCGUCUACGACCGUCGCCGGUCCACGCGCCCGCUCGCGCUCUACUGCCCCAAGCACUUCCACGAGCAGCCGAGUGCCAAGAAGAAGGUGCGCAUGUCGAUGAUGCACCUGACGUGCGCCGUGUACAACCACGACGGCACUGAGAUCCUCGGCUCCUACAACGAUGAAGACGUCUACCUAUUCGACGCCAAGGCCGACGUCUAUGACAAGGACAGCACGAACGAGAUAGACGAGGGCUACACGCACCGCUACAGCGGGCACCGCAACAGCGCCACGUUCAAGGGCGUGGCGUUCUUCGGGCCGAAGAGCGAGUACGUCGUCUCAGGCUCCGACUGCUCCUACAUCUACAUCUGGGAGCGCGAGAGCGAGGCCAUCGUGCAGUGGAUGCAGGGAGACAUACACGGAGUUGUGAACUGCAUAGAGGCCCACCCUAGAUUCCCAGUGCUAGCUACGAGUGGGUUAGACAAAGACGUCAAGAUAUGGAUCCCGAAGAGCGACAGUGAUCCUACCUACAGUGGAAUUGAGAGGGUGGUGAGAGAAAACAGCGCGUCGCAGCACCGCAGUCCCCUGUUCAACGACUUCCUGCCGAGCCUGUACAGCGCGUGGCGCGGCGCCGAGGCGCACCUGUUCACCGACAACUCGCCCGCGCCCUACGGCAACAUCGAGUUCGACGGCAACGCCUGCGUCGCCUUCUGACCGCGCCCGCCGACCACGCCCGCGGGCCGCGUCGUCCGACACGCUUCGUGCGUCAGAACUACGUUUCUAGGAAGCGCGCCACGAGAAACUUUUAUCGAUGCAUUUUGUUUUUACACGACAAAAAUCGUCGAAAAGAUUUUAUCGUGGCGCGCAUCCGAGCCCGUUUGGUCCACAGAAAAAGAUAACCGCACCAAAAUUUUUCAUUUGUUUUUUAUAAUUUUAGUUGGGUUUUAGUUAACUUCUGAAUUAUGCUAAAGUCCGGUCGCCGAGCACGUAGAAUUUCGUCCAAUGACCCCAAGCUACCCAUCCUUAUCGCUCGCGCGUAAUUAUAUUGCUGUCGCGACUGUGCGACGGGCGGCCGCAGUGAGUGUGCGAGACGACCAAUCGCAAGACUUGUUGACGUGUAAACGUCGGACAGAAAACAGGUUAUAGGUACACUGCGCCCAUCACAUAUUACGUUCAUGAAAAAUAUGGGUUCUUUCUUAUACAACACGUCAAAGCACCGUACAAUACUGACGAAACUGACGCGGCGAUGACCAGUGUAGGUAGACUAUACAAAGUAACAUUCAUAACAGUUUCAAUUUCGUUAUUUGCUUCACUACGUUAUUUUUCUUGAACCGAACUACUAUCUUGAAGCGAUCGUGAAUUUGAAUCAUUCUAAGAACUGACGACAGAUGGCAGGACUUAGGUGCUCAUGACUGACUAACUUUUCUUACAAAACAUAUUUUGUAAAGUUUACACUGCCCAAUAAAAAAUAAUUUCGUUGUUCCAAAUAAAAAUGUUUGGUUCCAAGAUUGUAACCCCACCGCCAUAACCAUAGUCAGUCGCAGGUCAUUGACCUUCCAUACGUCGCGUCGCGCUUAUCGCUCACCUUAGACAUAGCAGCACCAACAUUAUAACAUUGAAAUUUGUAACACCGUAAACAAAGAAGCCAGUCUGUAAGGUCAUUGACCCGCAAACUAAAGGUUCAAUAAACUACACUGUCGUCCAAAGGAAAAGUGUCGUGUUGAAAAAAGAAAUUGAGCUCUUGUCACCAUUUAUUCAGCAACUGACUGUAUUGUAACACUAUCAGCUCUCUAUUCUAUUUAUUGAAAUGGUACUAAGCUUUUUUUUUUUAAUUUCAAAUGUAAUAUACAUUUAACACCGCGCGUCUCUUUUCCUUAGGACCGCAGAUAAAAUCAUAACUACAAUUACCGUUUUAUGAAAGAAUCUAGCAUUUUUUUACUAUGUGAUGUCUAGAGUAUGCGUUUUUAGAAUUUGCUAAUAUACAGAAAAAGGGACCAGGCGGCGGCGCUAUGUAACAACCCUUUAUAAUGGACAAUUUGACACCAUUCUCCAAUAAUUCGAAAUUACAACUUCUCUAUUCCUAAAUUCUUUAGAAAU